CUUUCAAGCUGCGGUGCAAGAGCUUUACUACGUCGAAUUAUGCAAGAUCUACCACAAGCACAACCCUGCAAAGGCAUCUAACCUCAAAACGGUGAUGGACAAAAACCGGGGCAAAGAACAGCUUCUUUUUGAAGGGGUCUGCGACAAAUACAGCAUCAAAAACACAGGAGAAUUUUCCAAAAUCAACUUGCCUCUACAGAAGAAACUUGUAAUUCUCAAGGUAAAGUGGAGCAUCUACGAAAUUUUUCGAAAGUGCAACACGAGCAAGAUUGCAGAACUUGAUACGGUAGAAAUUAGCCAGAACUAAUACUCGUGGAUUAUGAUACUUGUUAUUAGACUUCCUCCCUCAACUAUCAGGAUAACUAUCGUUGAAGAUGCUCACGCGGAACGACAUAAAAAGAUUUGAUGGCUUUUCCUUAUCCAAAACACCCAGGUCAUGAUGAAGUAUCAGAACAAGGAGCUGUCCUUGUACGAGGCUGUGUGCAGGAAGUACAACGUGAGUCCUGAUACCGGAUUAGUGAGUGCGCUGGAGGCACUAAAGAGCACCGAUGUUUCGCAGCUGGCUGCUCCGGGAACAGAGGAUAAUC
This is a messenger RNA of Amoebophrya sp. A25, 587 nucleotides long. Lineage: Eukaryota; Dinophyceae; Syndiniales; Amoebophryaceae. The record is from the annotation of a GenBank genome assembly.